AUGGGGUGCGGAGCCAGCAGGAAGGUCGUCCCUGAGCCUCCUGUGCUGGCCUGGCACAAGCAGAAGGGUCCUGGCCAAGGCAGCGCCUCAGGAGCAGAGCCAGGACCAGCAGCAGUGGCCGAGGCAGCUCAGAGGAUGCAGGUGGUCCAUUUUCGAGCCAAGUUCGACCCCCGGGUCCUGGCCAGAUAUGACAUCAAGGCUCUGAUUGGGCGAGGCAGCUUCAGCAAGGUUGUCAGGGUGGAACAGAAAGCCACCAAGAAGCCUUUUGCCAUAAAAGUGAUGGAAACCAGACUGAAGGAAGGCCGAGAGGCCUGUGAAUCGGAGCUCAGUGUCCUGAGGCGAGUCAGCCACCGCUACGUGGUCCAGCUCCUGGAGGUCUUCCAGGCCCCGAAUUGCACUUACCUGGUGAUGGAGCUGGCCACCGGAGGGGAGCUGUUCGAUCGACGCGCUGCUCAGAGAUCCUUCACGGAGCAGGAUGCCGUCAGAAUCCUCCAGAUGGUUGCUGAUGGGAUCCGGUAUUUGCACACGUUGAGAAUAACUCACAGGGACCUAAAGCCUGAAAACCUCUUAUACUAUCAUCCAGGAGCCGAGUCGAAAAUCUUAAUCACAGACUUCGGGUUGGCAAACUCCGGGAACAAAAGGGGCGACUGGUCCAUGACGACGCUCUGUGGGACACCCGAGUACAUCGCUCCUGAGGUUUUGCUGAGGAAGCCGUACACCAGUGCGGUGGACAUGUGGGCUCUUGGUGUGAUCACGUACGCUUUGCUUAGCGGAUUCCUGCCUUUUGAUGACGAAAGCCACACGAGGCUCUGUAGGAAGAUUCUCAGAGGAAAAUAUCACUACGUGGGAGAGCCUUGGCCAAAUGUUUCCCACUUGGCAAAGGACUUUAUAGACAAACUGCUCUUGCUGGACGCUGGUCAUCGCAUGUCUGCUGGCCAAGCCCUGGACCAUCCUUGGGUGCUCACCAGGGCGGCAGGGUCUUCCAUGAAGAAUCUCCAGAGGGCGAUUUCCAGGAACCUCAGACAGAAGGCCUCUCCCCACUCUCGGAGCCCCGCGUCUGCACAAUCUUCUAAGUCAUGCUGUUCUGACAAAUCGAAGCGUAAGUGGAGCAAGAGAAACUUAGGGGCAGAAGAAUCAUCACAAUCCGCACUUCUGUGA
Molecule: messenger RNA, 1158 nt
Organism: Echinops telfairi (small Madagascar hedgehog)
Lineage: Eukaryota; Metazoa; Chordata; Mammalia; Afrosoricida; Tenrecidae
Gene: PSKH2
Product: protein serine kinase H2
Exons: 3
Coding region: 1-1158 (385 amino acids)
Biological process (GO): protein phosphorylation
Molecular function (GO): protein kinase activity; ATP binding
Source: RefSeq, a predicted model, not a curated record